This is a messenger RNA of Condylura cristata (star-nosed mole), 855 nucleotides long. RefSeq names its product mitochondrial ribosomal protein L13 (gene MRPL13). Gene Ontology annotation, molecular function: structural constituent of ribosome; mRNA binding. Gene Ontology annotation, biological process: negative regulation of translation; translation. The record is from RefSeq and is a predicted model, not a curated record. The transcript has 7 exons. Gene Ontology annotation, cellular component: mitochondrial large ribosomal subunit; ribosome. The coding region runs from base 63 to 599 and encodes 178 amino acids. NCBI's taxonomy places the organism in Eukaryota, Metazoa, Chordata, Mammalia, Eulipotyphla, Talpidae.
GUGAUGUUGAGGAACUGAACUUGCAUCCUGGGAAAAGAAGGGCGGUCCUACAGGUGAGAGGCAUGUCGAGCUUUUCCAAAGCAAACCAGCAAUGGGCCACUUUUGCUCGAAUAUGGUAUCUCUUAGAUGGGAAAAUGCAACCCCCCGGCAAGCUUGCUGCUGUGGCAUCAAUUAGACUUCAAGGAUUGCAUAAACCCAUGUACCAUCAACUAAGUGACUGUGGGGAUCAUGUUGUCAUAAUGAAUACAAGACAUAUUGCAUUUUCGGGAAACAAAUGGGAACAGAAAGUAUACUCUUCACAUACCGGCUACCCAGGGGGAUUUAAACAAGUAACAGCUGCCCAGCUGCAUCAGAAAGAUCCAGUAGCCAUUGUAAAGCUAGCUAUUUAUGGUAUGCUACCAAAAAACCUUCACAGAAGAACUCUGAUGCAGAGGUUGCACCUUUUCCCAGAUGAGGAUAUACCAGAAGAUAUUCUUAAGAAUUUAGUGGAAGAGCUUCCUCAACCACGCAAAGUCCCCAAACGUCUGGAUGAGUACACACCAGAAGAAAUAGAGGCUUUCCCAAGAGUGUGGUCUCCACCUGAGGAUUAUCGACUAUAGGAGAAUGAAAAUUACAGAAAAUACCAGUGAGGUGACUGAAACCUUCCUGAUGAAUAUCUCCAGACCUGCAGAGUGAAGUGAUUUUGAUAAAGACUGUUCUUAGUGCUGAAAGUUUGUAGGGAAAGGUCGGGAAGGAAUGUAACUUCAAUAAGAAAUUGCAAUAAAAUACAUUAGUUUAUAGAAUUGUUUUACUAUUUAAACAAUUUGAAUGUUCUCUAUGAUCAAAAUAAAAUAUUCAGUUUUGCGUGUAACGAAA